This is a messenger RNA of Suillus subalutaceus, 1232 nucleotides long. Its product is annotated as haloacid dehalogenase. The record is from RefSeq and is a predicted model, not a curated record. NCBI's taxonomy places the organism in Eukaryota, Fungi, Basidiomycota, Agaricomycetes, Boletales, Suillaceae. Bases 86 to 1009 code for a protein of 307 amino acids. The transcript is spliced from 3 exons.
CCGAAUUGUUCAAAAAUUCGCACUGUAGUUUCAUAUGCAACACACUGUAGUUCGUUCGGCCACCCCUUUGCAUUUGGAGAAAACUAUGCCUAAGCUCGAAUUGACGUCUCACAAAGUCUUGGUCUUUGACGUUUAUGGGACCCUCAUCGACUGGGAAUCUGGAAUAUACAAAAGUCUCAAGCCGCUCUUCCCAAAGGACACUCCGAGGGAGGAGGUGUUGGAGAAAUAUGCUGCUGCGGAGCUAGAUCUUCAGAUGAAAGAUCCGAGUGUAGCAUACUCGAAGAUCCUCGAUCUCGCUUGGGUGCGGCUCAGUGGUCAAGCUAACACGAGUCUUGGUCACGGCGGACCAGCUGCAGUCACGGAUGAAGGGGAGGGGGUUGGAGCAUCCAGUUCAGCGAUCACUCAACAAGACUUGGAUCUACCUUCCUCGACACUACCAACAAGCGAUGCUGAGUGCUUCGGAGCUUCCAUACCCACGUGGCAGCCAUUUGAAGACACCGUCCAAGCCCUCCACAGACUGAAGGAGCACUUUGCGCUAGUGGUUCUAUCCAACGUGGAUAAUAAAAGUUUCAGCGGCACACACGAGUUGCUGAAAUCUGAAACACAUGAAGCUUGCAAGAGCAGAUACCCGACAGAUACCUCCGAUUCCCCUUUCUCACUCAUCCUCACCGCUCAGCAACUUAAUGCGUAUAAACCAGACUUGAGGGUGCUGGGAACUGCACUCCAGCAAUUCUCGUCUGCGCCCCACUCCGUCUUACCGCAUCCCAGCCCACCCUGGGCUGUGGAGGCGCAUGAGGUGCUUGUAGUAGCAAACUCGCUUCUGCAUGAUAUAGAGCCCGCAAAUCUUCACAAUCUUGACAGUGUGUGGAUUUCACGCCAUGAGAAGAAUAUUAUCGGGACCAAACCCGAUUUGAAGGAGCGAGGCAUGUGGACAUGGAGGUUCGAAACUUUAGGUGAUCUGGCAGAUGCGGUGGACCAGGAGGUUAAAGAAGCGCGUGGCGCUACAUGAACUUCAGAUAGGACAAGUUGUUAUCGUUGAACUCCUUGGCUCCCAUGUCAAGUAUGAGGGAAGGGACACUGGGGGUCCCGUAGAUUAGAAAGUAUUGUCCUACAUAUGAUACCAUCCUCAAUGGACACAAAUUGGAUUUAAAUAAAUAAAUAAAAAGUAUGAGGUCGGGUAUAGCUGUGCCAUAAUUCUAGUAGUGUAUGAGCGAACACCAACUGGAAAGAAG